UACGGAUUGAGCAGAUUCGGUUGAUGGGGUACAACCCAGACGGGACCAUUUAUUAUGAGGUGAUUGACGACCCAGCGAGAAACUGGGUCCUCCCGAGGGGUAAGAAGGUUGUAUUGCAGUACAAUGCUGCUAUACAACCUGUAGGACGGGCCUGCAAUCGAUUUCGGCGGGCUGAGGGCAAGAUGAUCAGGAGUGGGUCCUACAUACACAUGCGGGACGAAUGGGCGAAGGUAAAUAGGCAGAUUAAGCAGGCAAUGUGGGACGCGCUGAUGGAGGAGUUCUAUGUACCUGUAUCAGUAGACGCGCGCAGGGCACAACAGGAGGCUUUAUGUGAUAUUGGCCGUAAGCACCGCUCGUGGAAGUCGAGGUUCAAAACCAAACUACGUAUUAGAGACGGUGACACGCCCGAGAUUAUCCGUGCGAGAAUGCCGGACAAUUUUUUUGGCAACUAUGACGCAGAAGAUGUAGAGUUCCUGCUGAGAGAUUGGUGCCGUGAGCAAAAAAUCGUAUGUAGGCCAAGAAAAUGUUGUGGUUUUUUAAUAACAGUUUAUUUAAUUUUAGUUUUAAUUUAAGUGUGUCAAUGCUUACAUUUUUAUUUUCAUGUUAAAUGC
This is a messenger RNA of Alnus glutinosa, 611 nucleotides long. RefSeq lists its product as uncharacterized. Lineage: Eukaryota; Viridiplantae; Streptophyta; Magnoliopsida; Fagales; Betulaceae. The record is from RefSeq and is a predicted model, not a curated record. The coding region runs from base 24 to 572 and encodes 182 amino acids. The transcript is spliced from 3 exons.